Messenger RNA from Sorghum bicolor (sorghum), 2933 nucleotides. RefSeq names its product pentatricopeptide repeat-containing protein At1g73400, mitochondrial. The coding region runs from base 136 to 1791 and encodes 551 amino acids. Lineage: Eukaryota; Viridiplantae; Streptophyta; Magnoliopsida; Poales; Poaceae. The transcript has 4 exons. Gene Ontology annotation, molecular function: protein binding. The record is from RefSeq and is a predicted model, not a curated record.
CUCUCGGUCCACCUGCGCUUCGGUUUUGUCCGCGGCGAAGCCCAUCCGCCUCCGCAUUUGGCCAUUCGAUACAGCGAGCGCAGACAUCGCCGGGGACGCCCUCGUCAUCGGCUGCCUCCAACCUCCAAAUCCGCCAUGAUGAACCUCCCUCCCCGGCUCCGCCAUCUCUGCCGCCUUCUCGCGGCCCCGCCCUUGCCAACCCUCGCCGGCACACACUCCCCCAGUCCACCCUCCUUCCGACCGCCGUACCCCACCCGAGCCCUGCCGCCGCGGUUCCUUCUACCCAAUCCCCCAGCGCGGCGGCUCUUCUCCGAGCACACGAUCCUCCCCACUCACCUCCAGGACGAGCGCUACGCCACGCUCUCUGAUAGGAUCUACGAUGCCGUGAUUAAGACGGGGGCGGAAUCCAACGAGGGCACGGAGGCCGCGCUCGACGCGUUGGGCACCGAGCUGACUACCCCGCUCGUCGCCGACGUGCUGCACCGCCUCCGCUACGAGGAGAAGCUGGCGUUCCGGUUCUUCGCCUGGGCGUCCCACCAGGAUGGGUACAGCCACGAAUCGGCGACUUACAACGACAUCAUCGACAUUCUCUCCGGCACGCGGUACAAGAGCCGCCAGUUCGGUGUUCUCUGCAACGUGCUCGAUCACAUGAAGCGCCAUGGCACGAGGUCGGUGCCGGUUGAGGACCUGCUGGAGAUCCUGCGCGCCUACACGGAGAAGCAUCUCACGCACAUGAGGAAGCUGGCAAAGAAGCGGCGGGUUCGAUUGCGUACGCCGCCGGAGACUGACGCGCUCAACGUUCUACUGGACGCGUUCUGCAAGUGUGGAAUGGUCAAGGAAGCAGAGGCGGUGUUCGGCCGCGUGAAGAGGAGGUUGCUGGGUAAUGCAGAGACAUACAGUAUCCUGUUCUUUGGGUGGUGCCGGGCGAGGGAUCCCAAGAAGGCCAUGAAGGUGCUCGAGGAAAUGAUUCAGAUGAAGCACACCCCGGAGAGUUUCACCUACAUUGCAGCCAUCGAAUCUUUUUGCAGUGCUGGAUUGGUGUCAGAGGCAAGGGAGCUGUUUGAGUUCAUGAGGACUGAGGGGUCGACGAUAUCAUCACCGACGGCCAAGACAUAUUCGAUUAUGAUUGUUGCAUUAGCAAAGGCUGACCGGAUGGAGGAGUGUUUUGAACUGCUUUCAGAUAUGAGAAGCUGUGGCUGUAUGCCUGAUGUGAGUACUUAUAAAGAAUUGAUUGAAGGGAUGUGCUUGGUGGGUAAACUGGAUGCUGCUUAUCGUGUGUUGGAGGAGAUGGGGAGGGCUGGAUUUCCUCCUGACAUUGUCACGUACAAUUGCUUUCUUAAUGUGCUUUGUAGUCUUCGAAAGGCUGAUGAUGCACUUGAACUCUGUGAGAGGAUGAUAGAGGCACAUUGUGAGCCCAGUGUUCAUACCUAUAAUAUGCUGAUGGUGAUGUUCUUCGAGAUGGGGGAGGCACAUAGAGCAUUAGAUAUAUGGCUUGAGAUGGACACAAGAGGAUGUCAACGUGCUAUUGAUACCUACGAGAUAAUGAUCGACGGUCUCUUUGAUUGCGGAAAAACAGAACAUGCAACUUCUCUUCUAGAUGAGGUUAUAAACCGUGACAUGAAACUUUCAUACAAGAAGUUUGAUGCUAUAAUGCUGAGGUUAUCAGCUGUAGGCGACCUUGGCGCGAUACAUCGGUUGUCAGAGCAUAUGAGGAGAUUUUACAAUGUUGCGAUGUCGAGACGAUUUGCAAUCACUCAGAAGAAGAAGAGCAUAAGCCUGAGAAGGAAAUGAGUGUCGUGGCAAAUCCUGCUGUUGUUUCUUGUUACCAUGGAUAAUCAGGAGCUUAUUCGAAGGGUGGUUGAUGUGUGCCACAGCACGUAUUGUUGGAACAAAUUCCAGUGGAAGAAGCAUUGCAAGACCUCAUUCAUUUGAUGAAUUGAACCGGUGCAGUGAAUAUCAUUGCAUUUGUAUUGUAGAAAACGUGUACAAGCCAAGAUUCGACCACUUGUGCGGUAGAAGGAUAGUCGUUUUAUACUCUCCGGCUUGCCUCAUGAUGUAUAGGUAACUAGGCUGGUACUUCCAUACUUGCAGGUGACGGCUACUGGUCAUCAACAGACAUAUCGGGGCAUCGGGCGAAAGCUGCCAAAGGCAUAUGACCCGCGUUGGCUUUGGCUCUCUCUCCUGUCCCUGGGCCUUGUUCAGCUGCUGUAAACCUAAGGCUGUAACCUACUAAUCGCAAUCAAGGGCUCAAAGGCUGUGAGCCUGUGAGCACCUAGGACGGCCGUAGGCGUGUACCCUUCGCUCCAGCCGAGAACCUGGAACGCACCAUGCCAAGAAACCUUGGAAUUGAGAGCUUCGGAUCAUCGGAUGCCAUCAAGCGAGCCCAGGUGAAAUUCUCUGAAGUCGAGACCUCAUGGCAGGGCCCGGCGGACGGGCGGAGCGCUUCGGAGUUCGCGGGUUUUCAUGAGUCCCGAGGUAAAAUAUGGCUGGCUCUGACGGAAAAGAUAUCUCUGCCAGGGUUCCUGUCCGGCCGUCCGCCAUGCAUGAUUCCCCGCGUCAAGCAGCUGUCUGAAAUCCGCAUAUUUUUUACUGCUCGUAUAUUUUCUUUUGGCAACCUUUGUCUUCGCCAUUAGAAUCUGUCUGUAUGCCAAGCGAUGCGACAUGGAAUUUCACAGCAACGGGAUAAAUGGUACAGGAAUUUAAUAGAAGAAGAAAUUCGUUUUUACAGGAAAAGUGUGGGAAAUAGAAAAAAGAACUCUUGCACUCCAAAGGGGUUCUAUGGCAUUUCGUUUUUUGAUAGGGUAUUUCGUUUCAUGGACUACCUCAGCUAGAAAUGUAAAAGCUUUUCGUUUGUCCUUUGACUAGUAACGAUCUUACUGGUGUGUAGUAGCUUUCGUGACAUGAAAUUGAUGUUAUUAGAUUCAUAUUUUGAA